AGCCGACGGCACGAGCUUCGAUGUACCUGCUUAAAGGCGCCAGCACGAGCCAAACUCUCAGGUAACGCAGUCGGACCGUUUCACUGCAGUCGCAGAACUUUUAUUACUGCGCGAAAGUUGUUACACAGGUAACGUUUUGGGAAAUUAAACGAAGAACACCUCAGGAUUAAGAGGAAAGGUGAAAUAUCGUGCGUAUUAUUAAACAAUAUGAAAACGUAUUCAGGAUUGGAAGACUUUGUAGGACACUCGUUGUAGUCAGGGAUUAUGAAGCCAUGAUUUAACAGACCAGCGCAGAUGAUUCAGGAGAGAUUCGCAUCGCUGUCAGCCGAAGUUUUCGGCAUUUCACCAGCCGCGGUGCUUAAUGCACAUUCUUUUCACUAACUCCGGCGGUGGGACGGGUACUUAGCCCGAAGCUGGAUUUCAGUGAACAUGUCUAAAGUGGUCCAAAAGAAAAACCACUGGACUACUAAAGUGAACGAGUGCGCGGUGUGCACGAGUAGCAGCGGGGAGCUGAACGUGGAACUGCGCGGCGGGGCGGAGAACGGAGAGUUCACGUACGUUGGGAAAGUACAGGACGAUGCCGUGCUUUACAAACACGGACGCUUGUCCGAGGGGGAAUUGCUGCUGGAAGUCGAGGGUUUGUCCGUUUCUGGAUUGCCCCUGUACGACGUACUGACUGUCACGAAGGAGUGCAGAGGUCCUGUCCGGAUGAAAACUGUCAGACAAGGACAUAAACUAAAUAAGGACCUGAGGCACUAUCUAAGUCUACGUUUUCAGAAGUCCUCACCAGACUAUGACCUUCAGCAGACCAUCAGAGACAACUUGUACCGCCAUGCAGUGCCCUGUACCACCCGCCUCCCUCGAGCCGGCGAGGUUCCAGGUGUGGAUUACAACUUCCUGUCCGUGCAGGAGUUCCUGGAGUUGGAGCGGUGUGGAACUCUUCUGGAAAUCGGGACUUACGAGGGUAACUAUUAUGGAACACCCAAGCCUCCCAGCCAGCCCACCCACGGGACAGUGAUUACCCAGGAUGCUUUGCGAGACGGCCUUUCUGGCUCCCAGCAUUCCACGCCCAAGCGCACCAAGUCCUACAAUGACAUGCAACAUGCUCCACUAGUGUCUUUUGAGCAGAUGGAAGAUGCAGACUUCGGCUCAGACAUGAACAACGCUUUCACAGGAGACUCCGGCCGGCAGGAAGUGCACGGCGUGGUACGAGACGGCGCCCCCUGCAGCGUGCUGAACAGCGUGGCGCUGUCUCCCGCAGCCACCAUGGCCAGCCCACAUCAUCCCCAGCUUCCUCCGGAGAACGACCCGCUCGGCCCGUUGCCAGACAACUGGGAAAUGGCCUACACAGAGAGUGGAGAGGUCUAUUUUAUAGACCACAACACGAAGACGACCUCCUGGAUGGACCCCCGCUGUCAGGACAAGCAACAGAAGCCCAUAGAGGAGUGUGAUGACGAUGAAGAAGGGGUACAUACUGAGGAACCAGACAAUGAACUUGAACUGCCUCCAGGUUGGGAGAAGAUCGACGACCCAGUGUAUGGUGUAUAUUACGUUGAUCACAUUAACAGAAAGACGCAGUACGAGAACCCGGUCCUGGAGGCCAGGCGCAAAAAGCAGGUCGAUAUCCAGCAGCCACCAGAAGGUGAGCGCUACGUCAGAGAAUGGAUAGAAGAGCACUCGUCCGCUGGCGCGCCGAUCACCGCCUACAUCCCCAACCACCUGGAGACGUACCGGGACCCACAGAGCGGCCCGCCGCUCCCGACCGUCCCCGGCUCGAAACGGGGGAAGCCGUUCUUCACACGGAACCCAGCGGAGCUGAAGGGGACGUUCAUAAGCACCAAACUCCUGAAGAGUAGGCGGGGCUUCGGCUUCACAGUGGUGGGCGGAGACGAGCCAGACGAGUUCUUGCAGAUCAAAAGCCUGGUGCUGGAUGGCCCUGCCGCCGUGGACGGCAAGAUGGAGACGGGCGACGUCAUCGUCAGCGUCAACGAUGCCAUCGUUCUGGGCUACACCCACGCGCAGGUGGUCAAGAUUUUCCAGUCCAUCCCCAUCGGCUCGGCCGUGCAGCUGGAGCUGUGCCGCGGCUACCCCCUGCCCUUUGACCCCGACGACCCCAACACCAGCCUGGUCACCUCCGUCGCCAUCCUGGACAAGGAGCCCAUCAUCGUCAACGGACAGGAGGCCUUCGAGCCGCCCCCGCUGUGCCUGGGCCUGGGGCUAGGGCCGGCGGGAGUGGGGCCUGGGGCCCCGGGGGCGGGGCUGGCCGGCCGAGGCGAGCCCCGCCCAUACAGCCCCACGGCGGAGGGUGGCGGGGCGGGCCUGCCCGAGGCGUACGGCAGCGACGUGGUGACGCUGGCCUCGUCCAUCGCCACGCAGCCCGAGCUCAUCACCGUGCACAUGGAGAAGGGCGAUAAGGGCUUCGGCUUCACCAUCGCCGACUGCGGUGGGGCGGGCGGCGGCCAGCGCGUCAAGCAGAUCGUGGACUACCCGCGCUGCCGCGGGCUCAAAGAGGGCGACAUCCUGGUGGAGGUCAACAAGAGGAACGUGCAGAACCUGAGCCACAACCAGGUGGUGGACCUCCUCAGCAAGUGCCCGCGCGGCACUGAGGUCACCAUGCUGGUGCAGAGAGGGGUGGUGCAGGCCAAGCGGAGUCCCAAAGUGGUGCAGCUGGAGAGGAAGGACAGCCAGGGCAGCUCCCAGCACAGCGUGUGCAGUCACCGCAGCACGCACACGGACUCCCCUGCCCGCGCCGCGCCCGCCGCACCCGGCGAGACGCUGGCAGCCCCGCCCCCCGUGCCCCCGCCCCCCACCCAACCCCUCCCCAGCCUACCGCCGCUGGAGCCGCCUGCCAAUGGCACCCUCCAGAAGAAGCCCGACCCCUUCAAGAUCUGGGCCCAGUCGCGGAGCGUUUACGAGAGCCGCAUGCCAGACUCUCAGGAGCAGGACAUCUUCCUGUGGAGAAAAGAGACCGGCUUUGGCUUCCGGAUCCUUGGAGGGAACGAACCGGGGGAACCGAUCUACAUCGGCCACAUCGUGAAGUACGGCGCGGCGGACGAGGACGGCCGCCUGCGCUCCGGGGACGAGCUGAUCUGCGUGGACGGCACGGCCGUGGUGGGCAAGUCGCACCAGCUGGUGGUGCAGCUGAUGCAGCAGGCGGCCAAGCAGGGCCACGUCAACCUGACGGUGCGACGCAAGAGCGGCUACGGAGUAUGCAAGGGUGAGGCAGACGUGCCGGCCUCGCCUGCCUCCUCGCACCACAGCAGCACGCAGGCGCCCUCCCUGGCCGAGGAGAAGCGCACGCCGCAGGGCAGCCAGAACUCGCUCAACACCGUCAGCUCGGGCUCGGGCUCCACCAGCGGCAUCGGCAGCGGGGGCGGAGGCGGCGGCAGCGGCGUGGUCGCCGUGGCGCCGGCCGCGCUGCAGCCCUACGAUGUGGAGAUCCGCCGCGGAGAGAGCGAGGGCUUCGGCUUCGUCAUCGUCUCGUCCGUGUCGCGCCCCGACGCCGGCACCACGUUCGCUGGAAACACCUGUGUGGCCAUGCCCCAUAAAAUAGGCCGGAUCAUCGAGGCCAGCCCGGCGGACCGCUGUGGGAAGCUGAAGGUGGGCGACCGCAUCCUGGCCGUCAACAGCUGCUCCAUCACCAACAAGUCCCACUCUGACAUCGUCAACUUGAUCAAGGAGGCUGGCAACACGGUCACCCUACGAAUCAUCCCAGGAGAUGAGUCUUCAAACGCCUCCCUGCUGACCAAUGCUGAGAAGAUAGCCACAAUUACCACCACACACACACCGCAGGGCAGCACAGAGCUGAGGAAUAGCAAAACAAAACAGGCCCCGCCCCCUCCUUCAACACAAACGUCCAAUCAGGACGCCGAGUUUUACUCGGUGGACCUGGAGAGAGACAGCAAAGGCUUCGGGUUCAGCCUGCGCGGGGGGAAGGAGUACAACAUGGACCUGUACGUGCUGCGGUUGGCAGAGGAUGGCGCCGCUGUGCGGAACGGCAAGAUGAGGGUGGGUGACGAGAUCUUGGAGAUCAACGGCGAGAGCACCAAGAGCAUGAAGCACUCGCGCGCCAUCGAGCUGAUCAAGAACGGCGGGCGGCGGGCGAGGCUGGUCCUGAAGAGGGGCGACGGCUCUGUGCCAGAGUAUGACGGGCCCGGUGACGGGUACCCUCCCCCACCCGGGCCACAAAACCUUUCGGAAGUGAGAACCAUGCCGUCCAAUGGGCGACUUCACCUUCCAUCGGAGUCCAGCUACACAUCAGACUACCAUACACCACCCUGGCCCCAGGAGCAGCGGCUGAGAGAGAGCGAGCACGAGAGAGAGAGGGAAAGGGGGAGGGAGGACCACAGGGACUACACCCAUUAUCCCAGAGCCCCCCUCCACCACACCUGGAACAACGACCGCGCCGGUCCCCGCAUCCCCUCCCCGUCCCCCGAAAACGACAAGAAGAACUCCCGCCGCAAAGUGAAGAAGUCCGAGUCGGAGAGUGGCAUCGCCCGGCUCUUCAAGACGCUGAGGAAGGAGGGCGGCUUCGGGAAGAAGCCCUCGGACCGGGAGCAGGGGCUGCAAGGGUGCGAGCGUUCCCUGGAGAGGAGGGCCCGCCCAGGACCGCGGCCCCGCCGCGGGUCCCUGGACCGUUCGCCCACCCGCAGGCGUGGCUCCUCGCCGGACCGCCGCCGGGCCAAGUCCGUGGACCGGCGGGCAGAGCGCACGCGCCAUGACUACUCCCCGGAGCGGAGCCCCCGCGCCUCCAGCCAGGUCCUGCCCCGGCCGGCCGCCACGCCCGAGAGGCGCAUCGCGCCCCAGCGCGAGCCUCAGACGCCGGGCAGGAGCUGCCGGGAAGAGGCCUACCUCACCUCCACCCCAGAGAGGCCCAACAACGGGCAGGGCGCGGCACUGCCGCCGGCCCGUGGGCGCACCGCGCCCAAGCGUGCCCCAAAGAACGCCAACGUGCUGCGUGACGCCUCCCCCUCGGGCCGCGGCGAGCGCGACCAGUGGCACCUGGGCAACGGCACCCCGGAGCGGCGCUACCGCAGGGAAUCGGACAGCAGCAGCAAUGGGAGUUACCUGGAUGAGGCUGCCACCCCCCUGCUGAAGGAAUACUACAACGCGUUGAAGGCCAGCGCCAUGAACGGGACCAACGCGGACAGGGAUCCCACGCAGCACCCUCAGUCCAAGAGACGGCUUUACAAAGAGAACCACACGGACCUCAGCAUAUGAGCACGGGAACCCACGAGACUCCGCUGACGCACGAGACCUCAUGCGAGCUGGACAGCUGUUGACAUAGCACCGUUUUAAAAGAUAUGAUGGGUUUAAUGAUCAACUGAGUGAAUGAGAGAAUGGGUGAUUUGAUUGAUUAAUUGAUUGAUCGAUUGAUUGCACACUUCAUUUGAUUUCACAUCUGUACAUUUUUCAGGACAAAUUUCCACAGAUCAGUCACACAUCAGCAUUCUUCAUUCUGUUUGUGUUU
Messenger RNA from Electrophorus electricus (electric eel), 5470 nucleotides. RefSeq names its product membrane-associated guanylate kinase, WW and PDZ domain-containing protein 1-like. Gene Ontology annotation, molecular function: protein binding. Gene Ontology annotation, biological process: signal transduction. The record is from RefSeq and is a predicted model, not a curated record. Gene Ontology annotation, cellular component: cytoplasm; cell-cell junction. NCBI's taxonomy places the organism in Eukaryota, Metazoa, Chordata, Actinopteri, Gymnotiformes, Gymnotidae.